This is a messenger RNA of Acanthopagrus latus (yellowfin seabream), 1097 nucleotides long. Its product is annotated as cilia- and flagella-associated protein 251-like. Lineage: Eukaryota; Metazoa; Chordata; Actinopteri; Spariformes; Sparidae. The record is from RefSeq and is a predicted model, not a curated record. The transcript has 3 exons. The coding region runs from base 108 to 1097 and encodes 329 amino acids.
UCUAAAUAAGAAAGCACGAUUAUCAACUGUUACUGUUCUAGAGAGACUCCUCUUUUUUAGAGUGUGAUAUUUGGUGUUGCUUCUUGAUACCUGUUUUGGACUUAAGGAUGAGAUUUACAGACCGCCUUUGUACUGUGGCUACCAUGACAACAGAGGCGAGUGCAGUAAGCGAGGCGGACACUGAGGGCAAGCAGAAGGCCAGUAGCGCCAAGCCCGAACCUGAGCCAGAGAACAAGCAGAAGCCAGAGGCGGCCGCGGCCGAGCCGGAGGGGGAGAAGUCGAGCAAGAAGGCCCAGGAGCAGGCCUCUGAGCCUGGGCCUGCUGAUGUAGCUACCUCCCCUGAGGAGGACCAGCUAAAGCCUCGCACCCGGACCUCUGCUGGUAAAGGCCUGUCUCGCCUCUUCUCCUCUUUCCUUAAACGGCGCUCACAGUGCUCUGAGGGAGAGGGGUUUGAGGUAGAGAAAGCCAGAGAGGAAAAGGCAGACAAGGAGGAAAAAGCUGACAAGCCAGAGGAGGAAAAGGAGGAGGAGGAGGUGAAAGGUGAAGAGAAGGAGGCUAAAGUAGAGGAGGCAACAUCUGAGGCAAAAGAGGUUAAAAAGAAAGAGGUAAAAGAAGAAGAGAAAGAGGAGAAAAAGAAAGAGGAAGAAAAGGUUGAGAAGAGGGGAAGUAAAAAGAAAAAGAAAGAAGCCAAGAAGAAAGGAGAGAAAAAGGAUGAGGACAAGGUGAAACAGGAAGAGGAAAACUUGAAAAAGAAAGAGGAACAAAAAGAGGAGGAGAAGGCAGAGCAGACUGUAGAAAAGGGGGUGGAAAAAUCAGAGACAAAAGAAGAAGAAAAGAAGACAACUGCUGAAGUUAAAGAGAAGGGGGCAGAAUCCGGGAAGAAAGAGAGUAAAGACGAGGAAAACAUUGACAAGAGGGUUGCAAAGAAAAAAGAGAAGGAGGAAAAGGUAAAGAAGAAGGAAGAAGAAAAAGCAAAGAGGAAAGCUGAGGAAGAAGAGAGGGUAAAGAAGAGGGAGGAAGAGAAAGCAAAAAAGAAAGAGGAAGAAAAGAGCCACACUAGCUCUUUCCACCUGCUCUCAGUUGCUGUGCUGGGCUAA